GACGCCAAUCAAAACACAGGCAAGUUGGGCAGGAUGGAGGUUUUGUUUGGUGUUUUACUGAUGCAUAGUAUGCAUGGAUUUUAUUUCUUAGAGCUGAAUACUACAGGCAAAAUGGACAGUGUGAACCAUUCUCUGGAUCGUACCAACAAUUCAAUUUUUGAUUUAUUUGGUUAUCAGAAUUUUACAGCGAAUGAGAAUACUAGUGGAUCGGCGAUUAUGGAUUACACAGUAAUGCUAGCACCUGUAGCAUAUAGGAAUGCUACCCAAACGCGGGUGACCGGAGCGUCUGCCUCGACCUCACUGUCCACUGCAGAGCAUAUACUGGUACCGCUGUUAUCACAACCUCUGUCGUCAAUGGGUUCCUUAUCUCUCCCUGUCAAAGACGUUACAAGACUGUGUCACUGCAAUCAACUGAAGAACAGAUGUGAUGUAAACUGCUGCUGCGACCCUGACUGUACUAAAGAACUGUCUCUCUUUAACAGCUGUUCUGUAAAGAAAGUCAGUGGUAAUACAAACCUUUGCAAUCAGGAUGCUGCCUAUUAUGUGCUUGGGGAGACUGCAGAAGGCUUUGCUGAAAUACAGACAUUUAUCCAGAGAGAUGUCUACCAUAACAUCUUGUGCAUUCAAUUCUCAACCUACGAGUUAGGACUCAACCACGCCAUUGAAGUGGUGCCAAGUUUGGGGAACUUUGAUGGCCUCUUCAGACGUUUUGCUGAGUUUAGCUUUAGUUCUGAUUGGGGCCAUGGCACAUUGUCCAAAAUGGAUCAAGUAACCUCGUCUGAGUACCUGUAUGGGGAUGUGAUGGUAACAGAGGAAGAAAAUGGUAACAAAGGAUUCUUACGAUUGCCUGCCCCCUCCGUCACAACUGACUGCCUUGACAUGAACCCUGCAGCAUUCUUAAGGGACCAAACGACAAAAUGCUCACGGAGCCUUUUCAUAGACAACGACUGUACCUCCCUGCCGGCCCUGAACAUGCAGAGCUACACUGGCAUUCACCUUUAUUCCGGGAAGAAUGAAGGCGCUACAAGUGUUGCUGUUGAGAUUGCAUCCAUCACCUACCAGUCCUUGGCAGGUACUCUAUCUCCACUGCAGCUCACUAGUGACCAGAGCCUUGACCCAGUUCUGCUCAUCCAAGGGGUAGAGCCAGCAGUGUGUAUGAACGUGGUACUCCAGGUUGACUAUUUGGUCUUAUACAAUGAGGCUGGUGAAAUUCUGAACUUGUCUGUGGCGUUGAUUCUUGGAAACCUAAAUGCAGAAUUGAUGCCAAUGAACCAAGAGUUUCGGAUUAAGUUUGUCCAGAAAAAAGCUGAGAAGGUGUCUGUCCAGUACAGUGGGAAUCCAGGGUACGUGAUGGGGCUUGCGUUAGUUUCGGGAUCAAGAAGAGUGGAUGGAAUAGUUCAGAGUUCAGAUCCCAAGGGAAACAUUACCCUUUUCAAAGGCACUGAAUUGGAGGACUGUCUCAGAGGGCCACAUCAACGCUCCCCUGUCUUAUUUGGAGUUAAUAUGUUAUCUGGCUGUACAUUAAGGCUAGAGGAGACGGCAAACUGCUCUCAACUGUCAAAUGGCAUACUGGGUGUGCUAAGGGGACAAGACUUUCCUGAAUAUGUGGCCUCCUUUGGGAACUCCCAAUCUCAAAAUCCAAUGGACUGGGUACCAAUCGAGAACAGUAAAGCAAUUAUGGAACCACAUAUUUGCAGUAUCCCCCUAUCCUUUGAUUUGGAGGUGAAAUGGACCAGCUAUGGAUCCUUGAUGAACCCUCAGGCUCAGAUCGUGAGCGUCAAAGAAGUGAUUCCUACAAACACCAGCAACUUGGCCUUACUCUCUGGAAGUAGCCGAGUCAUUUACGUGACAAGUUCAGUGACCUUCAUCCCUGUGCAAGCAGCCACACUGCCUGGUUAUAAGGCCACUCCGACUUUUGACGCCAAGCUGCCGUAUGACUUUUUCUAUCCCUUUGUGUAAACAUGUUCACCAAAAUUAGAUUUUUUCAGUCAUCUGCUAUGCAGAUACAACAUGAAUAAUACCCAUUGACUGUUUUAAUGGAUAACAUUAUUAUUUAUUUGAAUAAAGUAACAUUGUUUUAAUAAUU
Messenger RNA from Hypomesus transpacificus, 2086 nucleotides. It is a transcript of the gene tctn1, whose product is annotated as tectonic family member 1. Gene Ontology annotation, cellular component: MKS complex. Lineage: Eukaryota; Metazoa; Chordata; Actinopteri; Osmeriformes; Osmeridae. Bases 34 to 1959 code for a protein of 641 amino acids. The record is from RefSeq and is a predicted model, not a curated record. Gene Ontology annotation, biological process: cilium assembly; protein localization to ciliary transition zone. The transcript has 14 exons.